AUGCUCCAAAUGAAUCCGAGGCCUUCCGGUGUGAAAUUUGGUCAGUUGGUUUCAUCUCUUAUGAGAAUGAGCGCCUUCCAGGCUGCCUUCUAUGCUUCUAAACGUAUGGAAUUAGCUGGAGUACCACAUGAUCGUUACACACUUGGCAUAUUGCUUCGUUGCUUCUGUAAAUUGGGUCGUGUGGAUUUUGGCUACUCAGUUUUGAGCAAAGCUCUGAAACUCGGUAUUCAAUUCAACAUUGUGAUGCUCACUACAUUGAUUGACGGGCUCUGUAAAGUUGGGAAAGUAAUCGAGGCUGCAAGGUUGGUUCAUAAAAUUAGGAUUUUGGGUUAUCAACCGGAUGUUUUCACUUAUAACAUUAUUAUAGAUGGUCUUUGUAAGAUAGGGCAAACGAAUGCUGGACUUGAAUUGCUUGAAAACAUGAAGGAGUUCGGUUGUCAACCUGAUGUCGUUAGUUAUAGCACGGUCAUUAGAAGCCUAUGCAAUGAUGGAAUGGUAUCGAAAGCUUUAGAUGUGUUUUCAGAGAUGGAGGAGAAAAAGAUUCAACCAAAUGUGUUUGCUUACAGUAGUUUGAUUGCUGGUUUAUGCAUGUCAAGCACAAUCAAUGAAGCUAUGAAGUUGUUUGAUAAAAUGGUAGGCAGGAAUAUCAUGCCUAGUACAGUCACCUAUAGCAUAUUGGUUGAUGCUUUUUGUAAGGAAGGAAAUGUUUUGGGAGCUAAAGUUAUACUCAAAAUGAUGAUUCAAAGAGGAUUGCUUCCGGAUAUCGUCACUUACAAUUCAUUGGUGGAUGGGUAUUGUUUGCGCAAUGAAUUAGACAAAGCCAGAAAGCUAUUUGAUUUCAUUGACAAUAGGGGGUGCAAACCUGACGUUUACAGUUACAGUAUCAUGAUUCAUGGAUAUUGUAACAAUGAAAGGAUGGGUGAAGCAGAACAUUUACUGAAUAGUAUGAUUGAGAAGGAUUUGGUUCCGGAUACGGUCACGUAUAAUACUAUGAUAAAUGGAUUUUGUCAAGUUGGGAGGCUUAAAGAUGCACUACAAAUUCUCAAGAAAAUGAGUGGUGAGGGUUGUUCCCCGGAUAUCAUGACAUACAAUAGUUUGCUUGAUGACUUGUGUCGACGAGGUAAAAUUGACGACGCAUUAGCUUUGUUUCAAGUAUUAGAAAGUAGUAGGUUGAAACCUGGUGUUGUGGGAUACAAUAUUCUUUUGGGUGGACUGUGGAAAGCAGGGAGGGAAAAGGAAGCAAGGGAAAUGUUUUCUAGGCUCUCUAGAGACAACUGUUUGCAACCUGAUACCCGCGCAUAUACCAUCGCAAUCAAUGGACUUUGCCAUCAUGGCUUUGUGGAUGAAGCAUAUGAUUUGUUCAGGAAAAUGGAGGCAAAUAGUUGUCUACCAGAUAGUUGCUCUUAUAACGUGAUCAUUCAUGGAUUUCUUCGUCAUAAGGAUCCACUUGAAGCAAUAGACCUCAUUCAUGAGAUGGUUUCGAAAGGCUUCUCUGCCGAUUCAACCACGGAAGGAAAUGUUUUGGGAGCUAAAGUUAUACUCAAAAUGAUGAUUCAAAGAGGAUUGCUUCCGGAUAUCGUCACUUACAGUUCAUUGAUGAGUGGGUAUUGUUUGCGUAAUGAAUUAGACAAAGCUAGAAAGUUAUUUGAUUUCAUUAUCAAUAGGGGAUGCAAACCUACCGCUUACACUUAUACGGUCACGUAUAAUACUAUGAUAAAUGGAUUUUGUCAAGUUGGGAGGCUUAAAGAUGCACUACAAAUUCUCAAGAAAAUGACUGGUGAGGGUUGUUCCCCGGAUAUCAUGACAUACAAUAGUUUGCUUGAUGACUUGUGUCGACGAGGUAAAAUUGACGACGCAUUAGUCAAUGGACUUUGCCAUCAUGGCUUUGUGGAUGAAGCAUAUGAUUUGUUCAGGAAAAUGGAGGCAAAUAGUUGUCUACCAGAUAGUUGCUCUUAUAACGUGAUCAUUCAUGGAUUUCUUCGUCAUAAGGAUCCACUUGAAGCAAUAGACCUCAUUCAUGAGAUGGUUUCGAAAGGCUUCUCUGCCGAUUCAACCACGAUGACUUUGCUAAUAGAAUUGUUGCCCAAGAAUCAGUUGGAUCAUCCAAUUCUCCAGAAGCUGUUGAAUGGUCCUGAUAUCAAGAGUCAUGAAAGAGGGUCCAUUGGUCUAUGA
Messenger RNA from Linum tenue, 2172 nucleotides. NCBI's taxonomy places the organism in Eukaryota, Viridiplantae, Streptophyta, Magnoliopsida, Malpighiales, Linaceae. The record is from the annotation of a GenBank genome assembly.